This is a messenger RNA of Anthostomella pinea, 1515 nucleotides long. Lineage: Eukaryota; Fungi; Ascomycota; Sordariomycetes; Xylariales; Xylariaceae. The record is from the annotation of a GenBank genome assembly.
AUGGAAGAGCAGAUCGCCGAUUACGUUGUCGUGGGCGGCGGCCUUGCGGGAUGCGUUGUGGCGUCGCGUCUCAGCCAGAACGACAAGAGCGUCAUCCUGCUUGAGGCAGGACCCGACGCAUCCAGCAACCCUACGACUGCCUUCUUUCUGACCGGGCUAUCGCUUCAGGGUGGUGAGCUUGACUACGCCUACUCAAGUGAGCCUGUCCCGACUACAGCCGAUCGCGCUGGCUUUGAGGAGACGCUGCCGACUACGACGAGUGGGCCGAGCUGGCCGCCGAUGAGCGCUGGAGCUAACCUGCAGGAACAUGGCUUCGACGGACCUAUGUAUGUCACUUCGAUCGCUGGCGCCGAGGGCGGACAACGCAAGUACCCUCAUCGAGAAACCGUCUUGAAGGCAUGGGCCGAGCUUGGCGUCUCUCACAACGUCGACAUGAAGGAUGGUGCCAGCGUGGGUGUGAAUGAGAUACAUGAGAACUGCGACAGCGAGGGCAAGCGACAGCCGUCCAACGUGGUCUAUCCGCUUGAUAAAGCCAAUGUUCUCACCAAUUUGCCUGUACAUAGAGUCAUCUUCGAUGGUACCAACAGAGCGACAGGGGUUGAGCUUGUCGACGGCCGCAAGGUUACUGCCCGAAAGGAGGUCAUCCUCUCGGCCGGCGCUUACCAGACUCCCAAAAUCCUCAUGCUCUCAGGUGUCGGCCCAUCAGCCCAGCUUGCUGAGCACGGCAUCCAUCUCGUACACGAAUCCCCGUACGUCGGUCAAAAUCUCCACGACCAUUAUGCCAUCCACCUCGCCUAUCGUCUGCGCGAUCCUUCACUCGGGUACGCCUUUGGGGGCACCGGUUUUCAACACCCUGCCUUCUUCAAGGGUCUCCCGUGGGACUGGAUCGCCAACCAUCCUCUCCCAGAGGACAUCCUCACCAAGAACAAGAAUGAGACCAGAGCUGGCUGGGAGAAACGAAAUGUCUACAAGGUCGGCACUGCUUAUGUAGUGCCAGGCAUCCCGGGUAUCCCCGUCGAUGGCACUCAUAUUUCCACGUCGACAAUGUUGCUCCUGCCGACAUCACGGGGUACGGUCACGAUCCGAUCUAGCUCACCGGCAGAUCUCCCGCGCAUCCAGCCCAACUAUCUCUCGACCCAGCAUGACCGCGAUGCUCUGGUUCAUGGUACCCGCACAGCCAUGAGGCUCCUGACGGCAACUGAAAACCUGAAGGCCGUCGUCGAGGGCGAAUCGCCACCUGUCAAGGAAGGCCUGGAAUGGCUGGAGCCCCUGACUGUCGAUGCGAGUGACGAGGUGAUAUUGGACAGGCUCCAGCGCACCGGGGAGCAGCACCAGCACUCCGGCGGUACUGCGGCCAUGGGCAAGGUGGUUGACGCGGAAGGCAAAGUGUUUGGUGUCACGGGGCUGAGGGUUGCCGAUGCAAGCAUCGUGCCAGUCCCCCUGGGCGGUCAUCCUCAGGCUUCGCUGUACGCCAUGGCCGAGCAGCUCGCCAAUAUGAUUCUUGCAGAUUCAUGA